Messenger RNA from Mercenaria mercenaria, 1429 nucleotides. RefSeq lists its product as uncharacterized. The transcript is spliced from 4 exons. NCBI's taxonomy places the organism in Eukaryota, Metazoa, Mollusca, Bivalvia, Venerida, Veneridae. Bases 256 to 639 code for a protein of 127 amino acids. The record is from RefSeq and is a predicted model, not a curated record.
AAAUCCCAUUAUUAUACUUCAUUUAGAAAAGGGAAUUACCAGAUAUUAGAUCAAAUUUAAACAAACGUCAACCCUUAUAAAUUUAAGAAUGCUUUAAGAAAUCCAAGUCUUAUUUUCAUAAACAAAAUUAUAACGUUACUAAAUCUGUUUCUAACAGAUCUUGUUUACGGAAAAUAAAAAUUAAAACAAAGAGAAUACAUAUAUUUGAACGUACACAGUUUGAAUUCUAUAAUCAUAAUCACAAGAUAAUUUGGAAUGUUAAUUUACAGUGCAAUUUGUGUUGUCUUAUUGUUUCGUUAUGUACAUGGUGAAUACAAGUGUACCGCCCUCGACCAGUUUGAAAAAGUAAAAUAUUUCUCUUGUGACAUUGGUUGCUGCGGAAACCUUCAUAACGCCUACUGCUGCGAUGAACACCAGGAUGCAAUUCUUAUUGGUAGCAUUGUGGGUGGCUUUAUCCUAGUUGUUAUCAUAAUUGUCAGCAUACACUGUUGGUACAGAAAGAGCAGACGACAACCUAAUCUGGGUUAUCUCCGUGAAACCCGAAACUAUGGUACAAUGAAUGCUACACGUGACAGAAAAGAAAGCGUCAACACCAGUACAGAACAGCUAGUUAAAGAUGAGAGAUUAUACCAGAGGUAGAUAUUACUGUGACAAUGUCAAACUCCCGUUAACACGUGAUCCGAAAUUCUGUGUUUUGCAGAGGAAUCAGUUAACCAAGAAGCUUAAGAGAAAGAUAUAGAGACGAACUUAUCCGCAGAGAAUUGUGAUUAAAGAGAAAAAUUGCGACGGAAGAAAUUUCUUGAGCACUAAGACCUAGUCUGGCUACCGACUAGAUAAUCUUUUCAAUUUUUUUCAAUCAUUACGCUUAUAUAUUCUGAACAGUCUUUCUUGGCUUUGAUUAUGCAAUGUUUUGAGAAGAUAAGGGACAUAUUUAUACAAAAUUUGAAUAACUCCACGAGAAAUCUCCUGAGAAUUAAACAUAUUACACAGGGUCUGAACACAGACGAGCUUAGACCCUACGUGAUCUGUUUUUUCUAGAUAAGUGAACUAAAUCUUAUUUACUAAAGAGAUUGUGGUACAUAUAUUAGAUAUAAGCAGGUUUACUUAUUUGUUUUAAAAGAUCUGCAUACAAAUGUUCUUCCAUUCAUUUAGUCUUACAGCUGCGCUUGAUAUUUCUUUUGUUACGAUUAAGUUAGACAGAAAUAAGAUCGAUGAUAAAGUUACCAGGUAAAAAAAAGCUCUAAAAGUUGAUGCAGAAAUAUGCUGCUUUUAGUUUUGUUUUGUUUUAGUGAUUCUAGGUAUUCAAAAUAACAGUAGUAUUUAUACCCCAAACCAUAAAAUCUACAUAAACGUUAUAACGUUAAGAUCAUUUAAGAUCAACUUUAGACAAUUUAUCCAAUUGUUGCCAUCUUUUAUAAUAAAUUGUCUU